CAGGGCAGAGGGGAAACCGAAUUUCCACCAUGUGUUUCAGCAGGCGUUCAAAGACGGAGAAGUGAGGACAGGAAUGUGGAAGGACGGGGAGAGAGACGUGGUGGAGAGAGGCCCAGAGACAGAGACGUGGUGAGAAGAAAGAGAGAGAGAGAGACCCAGUCACUAAGCAAGAGAGGCAGAAAGUGUGAGGCCGGCCCGGCCCCCCCUGGAUCCCAGCCCCGUCUUCUUCAUGCCCAACAGGUGCCCGUCUGUUGGCUCAUCCUCCCAGGUGAGCCUCAGCUGGUGCUGCAGGCAGUCUCACUCACAGCCCUCUAAGUGAUUCUGGAGGAGCCUCAGAAGAGAGGAUGGCCCAGGUUCUGCACGUGCCCGCCCCCUUCCCAGGGACCCCAGGCCCAGCCUCCCCGCCCGCCUUCCCUGCCAAGGACCCCGACCCGCCCUAUUCUGUGGAGACGCCCUAUGGCUACCGCCUGGACCUGGACUUCCUCAAGUACGUGGAUGACAUUGAGAAGGGCCACACGCUGCGGCGGGUGGCUGUGCAGCGCCGCCCCCGCCUUGGCUCCCUGCCCCGAGGCCCGGGGUCCUGGUGGACGUCCACCGAGUCCCUCUGCUCGAACGCCAGCGGGGACAGCCGCCACUCGGCCUACUCCUACUGCGGGCGCGGCUUCUACCCGCAAUAUGGCGCCCUGGACAGCCGGGCCGGCAUCAACCCCCGCGUGGAACGCACCCUGCUGGAUGCCCGCCGCCGCCUGGAGGACCAGGCCACCGCGCCCCCCAGCCUGGGCUCCCUGACCCCCAGUGCGGCAGGCUCGACCAGCUCCCUGGUGGGCGUAGGGCUGCCGCCCCCCACGCCAAGGGGAUCGGGACUGUCCACGCCGGUGCCACCCAGCGCCGGACACCUGGCGCACGUGCGCGAGCAGAUGGCGGGCGCCCUGCGGAAGCUGCGGCAGCUGGAGGAACAGGUGAAGCUGAUCCCCGUCCUGCAGGUGAAACUCUCGGUGCUGCAGGAGGAGAAGCGGCAGCUCACCGUGCAGCUCAAGAGCCAGAAGUUUCUGGGCCACCCCGCGGGGGCCCGGGGUCGCAGCGAGCUCUGCCUGGACCUCCCGGAGGCUCCUGAGGAGCCGGCGGCGGCGGCGGCUGUGCCGCAGACCCGGAGUGUGGGCACCUGGGUCCGAGAGCGAGACUUGGGCAUGCCCGACGGGGAGGCGGCCCUGGCCGCCAAGGUGGCCGUGCUGGAGACACAGCUCAAAAAAGCACUUCAGGAGCUGCAGGCAGCCCAGGUGCGGCCACCGCCAGACAGCCCGGUCCUGGUCCGAGCUGACACCGUCCGAGUGGUGGAGGGGCCGAGGGAGGUGGAGGUGGCGGCCAGCACCUCGGCCGGAGCCCCCGCACAGCGUGCACACAGUCUGGAGCCCUAUGGGGCCGGGCUGCGGGCACUGGCUACGUCCGGCGAGGUCGAGAGCCCCGCUGUGUUCCGCAGCCAGGAGGUGGUGGAGACGGCCUUCCCAACGGCCCCACCCAUGCCGACCACUGGCAACGUCCACGUGGUGAAGAAGAUCCGCAUCUCUGAGCCCGGCUGUGACGGGGCGGCAGGUCUCAAGCAGGGCCCUGCGGGGUCGUCCUCCCAGCCACAGCCCACCCAGGACGUGGCCACCACCGUGGACCAGGACCCAGCCAGGCAAGCAGUCCCACGUGAGGCUGAGGAGGCCGGGGGCACCGGCGGGCCUCAGACGGGCAUGCGGUCCAUCAUGAAGUGGAAAGAGGAGCCCGAGGACUUGGCCGUCCAACGGAAGUGCCUCCAGUUUGUGGGGGUCAAUGGCGGGUAUGAGUCCUCGUCGGAGGACUCCAGCACCGCAGAGAACUUCUCGGACAACGAGAGCACGAAAAGCGAGGCUCCCCAGUCAGAGGAGGGGGCUCCCGGUGUGGCCGAAGCUCCUCAGCUCAGGCCUGUGGGGACAGCAGCCACCCAGCCCAGCCACCAGGAGGGCCAGCCACCUCGAGAGCCCCAGCACAUGUCCACAACCGAGGGGGCAUCAGGACCGGACGGGGAAGAGGAGAUCCGGAUGGAGCUCAGCCCGGAACUCAUCUCCGCCUGCCUGGCCCUGGAGAAGUAUCUGAGCAGCCCCGGCGCCCUCACCGAGCGGGAGUUGAAAGCAGCCUACACCACGGUGCUGCAGGAGUGGCUGCGUCUGGCCUGCCGCAGCGACGCCCAGCCGGAGCUCGUGCGCCGCCACCUGAUCACGUUCCGGGCCAUGUCGGCGCGGCUGCUGGACUACGUGGUCAACAUUGCCGACGGCAACGGCAACACGGCGCUGCACUACUCCGUGUCUCACGCCAACUUCCCCGUGGUGAAGCAGCUGCUGCACAGCGGUGUCUGCCAGGUGGACAAGCAGAACCGCGCCGGCUACAGCCCCGUCAUGCUGACCGCGCUGGCCACCCUGAAGACCCAGGAGGACAUAGAGACCGUCCUGCAGCUCUUCCGGCUCGGCAACGUCAACGCCAAAGCCAGCCAGGCGGGGCAGACAGCCCUGAUGCUGGCGGUCAGCCACGGGCGGGUGGACCUGGUCAAGGCCCUGCUGGCCUGCAAGGCGGACGUCAACGUGCAGGACGACGACGGCUCCACCGCCCUCAUGUGCGCCUGCGAGCACGGCCACACAGAGAUCACCAGGCUGCUGCUGGCCGUGCCCACCUGCGACACGGCCCUCGCGGACCGCGACGGAAGCACGGCCUUAGUGGUGGCCCUGGAUGCCGGGCAGAGGGAGAUCGCGUCCCUGCUGUACUCCCGCAUGAACAUCAAGUGCUCGUUUGCCCCGAUGUCGGAUGAGGAGAGCCCUGCGACUUCCUCAGCGGAGGAAUAGCCGUGGGGGACACAGCCACCUCUCCUCCCCCAGGGGAUCCCGGGACCGGUCAGCCCCACAGCAAGCCCUCACUCUCCUCCUAGGCCAAGUCCACACGCCAAGGCCCUGGUCUCCCAGGCCAGGGGGCUUCCCUUCUGCCUCCCCAUGGGGAGGGCGACGGGGCUGACAGGAAUGGGAUUCCAGCCCCAAGUUUGGAUCCCCGAGAUCCCGUGACACCAGUUCAAAGCAGCCACAGGCCAGACCGAAGUUGAGUUCCUGUACAAAUUGGCGCCAGGGGCUGGUGCCGGGGCGUGAGUUUGAGAACAUUCGGAACAAUAAGCCAGCCAUUGUGGGCGGAGGAGGGACUGGGAGAAAUAGUGUAUUUUUAAAGCCUCGUUAAGGGAGGGGCGGGGGAGAGGAGGUUCGUAUUUGUUGACGACUUUAAAAGUCGCUGGAAUCGCACAUCCUGAAUGCUGUUACACACGAGUGGCUCUGUCCCCCCACCCCCCACCCUCAUGUCAUUGUUUGGUGUAUAAUAAUGCUCACUGGGCCCACUCCCCCCAGUUUUCUUGGGGGUGUUGGCCUCUGGUGUCUUUACGAAACAUGCUGUCCCGGUUGCCAGGGCAGGAAGCUCGAGGCUCGCUGCCUUCUUGCUGCCACUGCCAGCCUCUCCUGCCCCCUCCGGUCCCAUCCCCAGGAGUGGGAGCCUCCACCCCUGAGGCCCAGCUCUGCAGGCUACGGGGGCGCCUGGGACUUGCAGACAGUCUGCCCAUGUGGAGAAAGGCCCAGGAGGCUCUCCACACACAGGCCUUCCUCUGAAAACGCUGACCUUAGAAAAUGCUGGAGGCCUGCAGAGGCAGGCGGCCCACGGUCCGCGGGGGAGCGUGGCCACCCCCUUCCUCCCCAGUGGAAGGGAGAUGGGCAUGUGCCUGCUGGCAGAGCACAGGGCGAGGCCCAGAGCCCAUGUGGGUUGCAUUAAAAGUUGGCCUUCCCCCAGAACUAGGCAACGCAAACUUAAAGAGACAGGGCUCCACUGAAACGCCAAACGAGGCCGGCUGGCCUCCCCCAGCCUGCCUGGAACGAAGUGCCAGCGCCCCCCCAUCCCACCCCUGCUGGAAACGGGGCUCAUCAGGGAAACCAGUUCCUCCUCCGGGCCUGUUUUGUCCCCAGAAUCCCAGGGUCUCUGUUCUUUCCUGUUCCUCUGUGAAGGGAAACCGGGCAGGAUUUCAAAGCCCAUUUGCUGUCCCGUUGACGCCGACUCAUGGAGAACCACCCCCACCCCCACCAUCUCUGUUGAGGAGCAGAGCCAUGCCCCACAGGGCUUGGGAAGGCUGGGCUUUCCUAAGGAAUCAGCCAGGCCUUUCUUCCAAGACACCUCCAGGUGGGACUCCAAUGGGAACUGCUUGUACCUCUUCCCCCAGAACCCCCCCAAACUGCCCAGAAGGGACGUGCUGGCUUCUAGGAAUGCCGAUUCCUUGGCUUUGAUGGAAGGGGUGUCCCUAAGGUGAAAGAGGUUGGACGGAGUGGACACGAGGCAAGAUUGAGUGUGUGUGUAAGUGUCAGCGGAGAGUAAGCGAAUGAAACCCAGGCUGGGUGAUGGCUGGCUGAAGCAGAGGUACUAGAGCUCGCUCCCCACGCGUCCUCAACUGCGUGGAUUUUAAGCUCCUAGAAGCAGCCCAGAGGCUCUUGACCACCCCCCUCACCCCCCACCCCAGAGAAAUCCCCGGUGACCCAGGCCCGCGCCUGAACAGGGGACGGGGCUCAGUGCGGACCGGCCGCCUCUUCUCACCUAUACGCAUGUCUUUACUUUCUGACCGCGGUACGUUCAUACAGACAGUAUUAUUACACUUAAAUGAAGUAUUCCCGUUUCUGUAAUCUUUUGUAGAAGGUAAAUGGAUUUAAUAAAGCCAUCGAUAACA
Echinops telfairi (small Madagascar hedgehog) is the source of this 4753-nucleotide messenger RNA. It is a transcript of the gene KANK2, whose product is annotated as KN motif and ankyrin repeat domains 2. The transcript has 12 exons. The record is from RefSeq and is a predicted model, not a curated record. Gene Ontology annotation, cellular component: cytoplasm. Gene Ontology annotation, biological process: negative regulation of cell population proliferation; negative regulation of actin filament polymerization; negative regulation of vitamin D receptor signaling pathway. Gene Ontology annotation, molecular function: protein binding. NCBI's taxonomy places the organism in Eukaryota, Metazoa, Chordata, Mammalia, Afrosoricida, Tenrecidae. Bases 345 to 2855 code for a protein of 836 amino acids.